AUGUCCGACCAAGCCAAGUACACCAACAAGCUCCACGGGAAACGCAUCCUCGUCAUAGGAGGCUCCUCGGGCAUUGGCUACGCCGUGGCAGAAGGCAGCCUCGAACAUGGCGCCCACAUCACCAUCGCCUCGUCGAACCCAGAUCGCGUGGCCCAAGCCGUGAAGAAGCUCCAAGACGCAUAUCCAUCUGCCAAAGACCGUAUCGUCGGCCACGCGUGCAAUCUCAACGACGAAGCCACGCUGGAAGACAACAUCAUCCACCUCCUGUCCCAACUUCCGAAAGACACGAAACUGGACCAUGUGAACUGGACGGCCGGGGAAUACGUCCCCCCAACCCCUCUCGCCGAGGCCAGCGUCUCCAAGAUUCGCUCGGCGAUGACGACCCGCUAUAUUGCGCCUAUUAUUCUCGCCAAACACCUCCCUCCAUACCUCACGGCCUCCCCGGACAGCAGCAUAACCCUCACUACCGGCAUUGUGACCGAGAAACCCAUCCCCGGCUGGAGCGUAAUCGCCGGCGGACGCAGUGCCGUCAUAGGACUCGGCAAGGCUCUGGCGUUGGAUAUGAAGCCUGUGAGGGUCAAUGUGGUUUGUGUUGGAGCCGUGGAGACGCCCAGCUUGGAUCGUUUGCAAGGCGAGGCAAGGGAGAAGAUGUUCAAGGCGCUCGUGGACAAGAGUACCACAGGACGAGUGGCGAAGCCGGAAAUGGUCGCCGAAGCAUACUUGUACUGCAUGCGCGACGGAAACGUCACAGGGAAUGUAGUCGUGAGCAGUUCGGGGGUUCUAUUAACCUGA
Messenger RNA from Zasmidium cellare ATCC 36951, 792 nucleotides. RefSeq lists its product as uncharacterized. NCBI's taxonomy places the organism in Eukaryota, Fungi, Ascomycota, Dothideomycetes, Mycosphaerellales, Mycosphaerellaceae. The transcript has a single exon. Bases 1 to 792 code for a protein of 263 amino acids. Gene Ontology annotation, molecular function: oxidoreductase activity. The record is from RefSeq and is a predicted model, not a curated record.